Messenger RNA from Seriola aureovittata, 5045 nucleotides. It is a transcript of the gene cbx6b, whose product is annotated as chromobox homolog 6b. The record is from RefSeq and is a predicted model, not a curated record. NCBI's taxonomy places the organism in Eukaryota, Metazoa, Chordata, Actinopteri, Carangiformes, Carangidae. The coding region runs from base 526 to 2175 and encodes 549 amino acids. The transcript has 5 exons.
CUUGUCCACAAUAAGACACCAUAAAGAUCACCGUCACUUCCACUGGAAAAGUUCGCUGCAGGCUGCAGGAGGGAGAUGAAAUGUAGAAAAAGUGUGCUAUCAGACUGAAUGGAGCAGUCCUCUCUCUCUCUCUCUCUCUUUCUCCUUCUGCUUCAGUAUUAACAGGCUGGAUUUUGCCUGAAUACCGAAGACAUGCGCGCUGAACAGGGGGAGGAGGUGGAACACGGACUGUCUGCUCCUGAUGGUCUGUGUUGACUCCAUCAUCACUCAAUUAUGGUGCGGAACUCUCGUUUUCUAAUCGUCUGUUCUUGUGGAAAAGGGGGAAAGUGAAGGAAGGGUUUUCUUUCCACCAUUUAUAUACAGGAAGAUCAUUUGAUACUUUUUCGUUGUUUUGGAGCUUUUAGUUUCUUACAGAUCAGGAGUCUUUUUAUUAUUUUUAUUAUUAUUAUUAAUAUUAGAUUUUUCUAAUAAUCGCUCGCCCCCGCCGCCACCCUGAAGUUCAUUGUUAUUAUCUUGGCCGCCGGGAUGGUGGCCUUCAUCGGAGCGGUUAUCUGCAUCAUCGCGGCCGUCCACACCGGAUCCUCCAAGGCUGCCGCGGCACAACAGCAACCGGCAACCGACAACCACUCGCUGUAUCCGGACGCGGCGGCGCAGACCCCCGCCGCCGGGGGCUCCGUGGCCAGGGCCGGGUCUUUGGGCGCUCUCCAUGGUUCUGAAACACCCGAUUCGGAGGCGCCCACCUUCAACAUCGGGCUCAGCGGGCUGGAUGGGGUCACUGGACUCACCGGGCAUGACCCGACGGUCAGCCGGCUCAUCUGCACGCCGAUCCCCGCCGGGGAGUGCAACCCGAAAAACUUUAAGCAACAAGCGGACGACCCGUCGCUGUACGCGGGCGAAGACUGGGGGUACCUCCGCACCACCGCGGAGGAGCUCCGGCAGACGGUCCUGCAGCAAAAAGACCAGAUACUCAACGACCAGAGGACCAUCAGGCAGCUGACGGGGAAACUAUCCGAGUGUGAGAGGGGGCUGGACGGCAGGAGCAGCGGCGCGGACAGACGCGGGAGCGCUGCGGGGCUGUGGGGGGGCAAAGGUGCGGCGGAGGAGACGCAUGUGGAGCGGAUCAUGGUGCGGGACAGUCCGGCGUCCGCAUCGGACAGUGUCCACUUGCUCACCGUCAGGGCUGUGGAUGAGCUGGAGCAGGCUAUCACUCAGCUCAAAGACCGCAUAGAGAAACUGGAGUCAGACAUUGGCCCGUUUCCUCACAACCAGACGGAUGGCAGCAGCUCAGGAGUGCCAGAGGAGGGCGAGAUGUCUGUCAGCCCAGAAAGGUCGGCCGAUCCCGGGCACAAAGCUGACGCUGACAGGCCCUGGAGGAUGGAAGAUUUGGAGGGGGAGCUGGAGAGGAAGGUGGAGCUGCUGGAGAAAGAGAGAAAAGCCCUGAGGCUGGAAACUGAGAAACACAGACAGGAAAUCGACCAGGGCCUCAGUAAACUACACCACCGACUCUCAGGGCUGGAAGAAGGUGUCUCCGGGCAUCCGUUCCCGGAGGGCUACAGGCUGUCCUUCCCGACACGGACAAACUACAUGUACGCUGUCGUCAAACACUCCGUCCCAAAGCUGCGGGCCUUCACCCUCUGCCUGUGGCUGCGUCCGGCGGAGGGGGGCAUCGGGACGCCUCUGUCUUACGCUGUUGCUGAGCAGCCGAACGAACUGGUGCUGCUGCAAGGCCUGCACACCCCCACCGAGCUGCUCGUCAACGACAAGGUGGCCCAGUUACCUCUGAACCUCUCCAGAGGCAGCUGGCAGCACAUCUGUGUGAGCUGGAGCCAGAAGGGAGGAGCCUGGCAGGCCUACCAGGGGGGAAAGCUGAGGGGCGAGGGCCACUCACUGGCAGCCGGACAUCAUAUCAGACCUGGAGGAGUGCUCAUGCUGGGGCAGGAGCAGGAUUCCCUAGGCGGGGGGUUUGAUUCAUCCCAGGCCUUGGUUGGAGAGCUGUCCCAAGUGGGUCUUUGGGACCGGGUCCUGUCCUCCAGCCAGGUGGCCAGCUUGGCUCGCUGCGGCAAAGUAACCCAGGGCAGCGUGGCCCCGUGGACGGAGAACGGAGUCGAGGUUUUCGGUGGAGCCACCAAGCACCCGGGGGAGCCGUGCAGUAAACACAGCAGGAGCUCUCAGUGACCGACGGCGAAAGGCUUUGAGGAAGGGGGAGGUGAAAGAAGGGCGGGGAUGAGGGAGGGAAGUUGUAGCCAUGUCAAGAAGGUAGGAUAACAUCUGCCCAUUAUUAGCACUGCUGCGCUCGGAUCAACUCUAUGUAAAUGUGGCACAGUAGAAGCUUUGCAGUUACUUCACCGAAUUUCUAGCAACCACAUCCGAUCCAAAAAUAAAUGGGAUUCCUCAUAAAUUUAGCAGUUGUAAAGGUAUAGGUCACAUUUUAAGCUACGUGUACUUAAUGAGUUAAACGAAGGACAUUCUAGUAAAGUAGAUUGGUCUCCAGACAGGGUACCUUCACUUAUGUUGGUCCUACCUCCUGCUCUCUAUGCUUUGUUAGCAAACCAGCUAGCAGUGUAACUACUUAAAGUAAUGUAAACAUUAACACCAGUCUACAUAGCAAACAACUGAACCGACUGCUAGCUAAACCAGUGAGCAAAUUUGUUGGCAAUAACACAGUGAAGCUUAGCUAACCCUAACAUGUAUGAUUAGCUAGCUAAGAAGCUGCCAGUAUCUAAACCUUAAAAGGAAUAAUUCAACAUUUUGGGAAAUAUGCUAAUUGACUUUCUAGCAGAGAGUUAAAUGAGAAGAGGAAUAUCACUCUCACGUCUGUACAGUAGCCCAGAGUAAAGACCGAGGACGGAGGGAAACGGCCGCCCUCGCCAACUAGCUCCUUAAGGCUCGUUAGUUAAUUUGUUAUGUCUCGUUCGUCAAACCUGUACAAAAACCCAUGAUUAAAAAUGAAAGUUUAUUUUUAUGCAGAGUUUGUGCCAAACUAUUCUUGGCCAGGACAAGUUGCCUGACAACCAGCACAGACUCCCGGAGGUUUCUGGUCCCGGGCCAAGAAAUAGCCUGUUACAUAACCCCUUGUAAAGCGGCAAAUUGAUGUUGUUACUCUUCAGUUUUUGUAUGGAUUAAAACAAACGAGAUACAGCAUGUUCAUUUGUGAGCUUUAGAGAUCUUUAUAGGCAGAUUUUUUUGUUGUUGGAUACAGCUAAGCUAGGCGGUUACCCCCCUUUCCUGUCUUUAUGCUACGCUACGUUACCCCAGCUGCUGGUGGUAGCAUCAUAUGUACCCAUAACUUUUUUAAAGUAAUAGUAACAAACUUUUCUUUAAAAAUAAUCAGAUCAUUGAGGAAGUCAUUGUUUAACAGCCAAAACUGUGCAGAAAGUAACUUUUUGUUUAGACAGCUAAGUUGUAAUAAAUCCAAUGAGCUGUCCCCAGCUGUUGUCGCCUGAGAGCUGUUAACCUCCACUAUGACUACCAGAAGUUGUGUUAAGCCAUCUGAAACCCCUCCAUGAGUGGAGCAGGGUGAGACAGGAGUUAAUUAAGCCUAUGACAGCUUUAGAGUUGGGAGUCAAGGUAAGGUGAUGAAAAAUGCUGCAGAGGGAAUAUUAAGCAGUAGAUGAUGAAAGAGAAAGGAAAGAGGGAGGACACGGGGAAAGAUAGAAGGAUCAGGCCCUUGUUAGGAGCGAUGUUACAUCGCUUUCACCUCUGCAUGAUGUAUUCAUAUACUUGUAAUGUCUUGCCACUGCAAUAUGUUUCUCACAAGUUUCACGAAAGAGGAGAGUGCCUCCUGAAUCCACGCCUCUGUGGCUCGUGUUUGUGUUUAUCCAAGAAGGCCUGAGUGUCUCUUUUUGUUCACUAAACGAGUGAGCUGAACCAAUCUAAAUCAAGACAUCUUAUUCCCUAAGGAAAGCACCAUCAUUAGCAGAAUACUCCUCUUCUUUUCUUUGGACGCAUCUGCAAACUUCUUGUCAAGCUUUUGCCCCAUUUAUGUCAUUCUGUACACAUUUAGAAAAUCAAGGUCAAACUAUGUGGUGUAAUCAAAAAACCCUUUGGUCUUGAAUGCAACCUUCAAAACUCACAUAUACUUAUAUUACUUUCAAAUUUUCAUGAUGCACUCGUAGUAAUUUUAACAUUCUUAGAUAUCGACUGUUUUCUCUUUGCGGUUUUUAUACAUGCAACCACUCAGUAAUGUGAUAAAUGAACAACCUGCAACCUCCAGCUCUUCCAACCUUCCUACAUUCCAUGCAUGAGUUGUUACUGUAUGUUUGUAACGCGUCUCGUCUCGCAUCCGGUGUGUUUCUGGAAAAUCCACCUACAACCACGUUUGUACCGCGAGAACCUUUGGACGACUGAUCUCAACGGUCGUACGGGACACGGUGUUAAAUACAGAUUGUUCAUUUCAAAAACUUCUACAACACUGGCUACUCCCUCACAUCAAAAUGAUCCUUAGUGGAAAGUGCCUGUCAGGGUGUUUGUACCCAUGUAAAACAAAUCAUCAAAUGUAUUAUGCUGAUGAAAAAUUCACACUGCGAGAUAUUUUUGAACUAAUUAAGCAUGAGUUCCUCUGUGAGUUCCACGGUGAGUUUUUGAGAUUUAAGAGGUUUGACAAAACAUUUGCAAACACCAACGCAGGACGAGAAACUUCUGUGCAGUGCCGCCAAACCGAUGCUAAAUCAGGUCAAAAUCAUCUUGCUGUGCCUAACAGUGUCUUUGAUGAUGCCUCUCAGUCUGCCGUCUUAUUAUUAAUAUUAUGCCUGGUGUCUGCUCAGCUCAUGUCAGAGCUUUUUUUUGGGGCUUUUUGAUAGUGAUGUGGCAUUAUUAUGUUUAUGAUUAUUGAAACUGAAAACUAAGCUUUUUAACUCUAUCUGCACUGUUUGUCUUUUUUUAAAUGCCAAAUGUUUUUUGUUUUUUUUCCACUGUAUGCAUCGGUAUCAGUCUGUUUUCAUGUUGUCGUUUGUAUAAAUACUGUAUGUCCAUGUCUUGUACGGUGUUGUAUUGUUCUGAAUGUGUCGUGUACAAACCUCAAAUCUUUAUUAAAGUCCUAAUUUUCA